GAGAGAGAAAGAGGGAGAGUGGCCCAUCAAUGCUGUGACCAGGCAUCGAAGCUCAAACACACACCCCUGUCCCAACCGAGGAGCACACCAUUCGGGCAAGAUCGACAGUUCAUGGGACUCACCCCCAGUUCCGACUAAAAAACAGACACGGCUACAAAGUGCUUCCAUCUCGAUUUGAAAGUGGACCUAACACCGCCUUACUUUCUUGACAUGGGCGACAUGGGGGAUCCGCCGAAAAAAAAAAGAUUAAUUUCAUUGUGUGUUGGAUGUGGGAAUCAGAUUCAUGACCAAUACAUUUUGCGGGUGUCCCCCGACUUGGAAUGGCAUGCUGCCUGUUUGAAGUGUGCCGAAUGCAACCAGUAUUUGGAUGAGUCUUGUACCUGCUUCGUCAGAGAUGGGAAAACGUAUUGUAAAAGGGACUACAUCAGGUUAUAUGGAAUAAAGUGUGCGAAAUGCAACAUCGGCUUCAGCAAGAACGACUUUGUCAUGAGAGCCCGCUCCAAGGUGUAUCAUAUCGAGUGUUUCCGAUGUGUGGCCUGCAGCCGGCAGCUCAUCCCGGGGGACGAGUUCGCUCUGAGGGAGGAUGGCCUGUUCUGCCGGGCCGACCACGACGUGGUGGAGAGAGCCACCUUGGGGGCCGGUGAUCCCCUUAGCCCGCUGCACCCGGCGAGACCUUUACAAAUGGCAGCAGAGCCCAUUUCGGCCAGACAACCUGCGCUUCGGCCCCACGUCCACAAGCAGCCAGAGAAGACGACGCGCGUCCGGACAGUGCUCAACGAGAAACAGCUCCACACGCUGCGGACCUGCUACAACGCCAACCCCAGGCCCGAUGCACUUAUGAAGGAGCAGCUGGUGGAGAUGACAGGUCUCAGCCCCAGAGUCAUUCGCGUUUGGUUUCAGAACAAGAGGUGCAAGGACAAAAAGCGGAGUAUUCUUAUGAAGCAACUUCAACAGCAACAGCCCAAUGACAAAUCGUAUAUCUGGGACUAUAUGCAGAAUAUCCAGGGGAUGACCGGCACUCCCAUGGUGGCCACCAGUCCGGAGAGACACGACGGGGGUUUACAGGCGAACCAGGUGGAGGUGCAAAGUUACCAGGCGCCUUGGAAAGUCCUCAGUGACUUCGCGCUACAGAGUGAAAUCGACCAGCCAGCAUUUCAACAACUGGUGAAUUUUUCCGAAGGAGGACCAGGGUCCAACUCGACCGGGAGCGAAGUUGCCUCCAUGUCGUCGCAGCUCCCCGACACGCCCAACAGUAUGGUGGCCAGUCCCAUAGAGGCCUAGCUAGGACACCUGGAUGCUCUCUCCUCCUCUUUAGAACUCCGUGAGUCGAGGGGGACUGGUCCAUUUGAGGAGUCCAUACACCAUCCGCCAUGCACGGCGACCAUCCUCGAGAACACACAGCAACCAGGCCGCCCGCUGUGUAUGGCGCGUGAACAACCCCGGUUGCAUUAAUACACUGUGAAGACAAUCAUGGGAUUUUAAAAGGCGCUCGGAUCCACAGAUACGACUCGAGUGCACCUGCCGAGCGUUGCAAAAAUAAAACAUGAAAACAAAACAAAACAAAAAACAAAGUACCGUGUGUGAGACGAUUUAGCGUUCAGAUGAUUCAGCUGGUUAACAGAGCUAUACCAGAGUGUACCAGAUGCAAGAUGCAGAGAGUCGGACCGUCCUGGCGCAUCAUGCAGCAUGGAGUUGCGCUGCAUCCAUUGCGUCAUGGGCAUGGAACGCUGUGGGUUGGAACUGAUGUUUGCAACAGUUUUGCCAAAAGUACCCACGCUGUAUCAUUUUUUUUAUUUUUUACAUUGGGUGGAUCUCUGUGAUAGCCUUUACUGCGAAAGACGAUUUCCCUCCACAGACCCAUUUGCUGGCAGAGACGCCAGUAUACAUGCCUACAACAUCACCAACCAGACACUGUUGAUUAUUUUCUGUUGCAGCUUGGAGUUAAGAUAGGGCCGCAAAUAGCCUCUAGCAUUUGGGAGGAUAGGCGGAGGUCGGCACCUUUCACCAGAUUUUUUUCUUUACCUUUUUUGUUACACGGCCUCAGUUGAAGCCCAAGUACUAAAGCAUUGCAACAAGGUAUACCUCUAUUUUGCCACAAGCUUGGUGGGAAUUUUAUGUGUUUGUGUCCGUCCAAGAUCUUUUUUUCCCCAAAGAUGUGUAUAGUUAUAAGUUAUAACCAUUGAUUAGCCCUGGAAAAAGGUUACUUUUUUGUUUGUUCCUGUGAUACAAAAUAAUAAUGAUAAUAAUUUAUUAUUUAUUGUCGAAAGACCUGCCACUUUUGUGUACCUUUCUUUGCUGAAGUAAA
This is a messenger RNA of Engraulis encrasicolus (European anchovy), 2305 nucleotides long. RefSeq names its product ISL LIM homeobox 1a (gene isl1a). Gene Ontology annotation, biological process: positive regulation of transcription by RNA polymerase II; axonogenesis; neuron fate specification. Gene Ontology annotation, molecular function: cis-regulatory region sequence-specific DNA binding; DNA-binding transcription factor activity, RNA polymerase II-specific. Bases 211 to 1281 code for a protein of 356 amino acids. Lineage: Eukaryota; Metazoa; Chordata; Actinopteri; Clupeiformes; Engraulidae. Gene Ontology annotation, cellular component: nucleus. The transcript is spliced from 6 exons. The record is from RefSeq and is a predicted model, not a curated record.